AUUUUUAUUAUUACUAUGCUAUUUUAUAAAUUUGUUACAUAACAAAGAGAAACAAUUAUCUGUACAGUAUUAAAAAGCAUAUUUAGCAUACAUGAAGUAUUAUUUGAAAUGUUACAGUUGUGAAAAACUUUGGUAUGCAUGUAAAAUCUAGUUUUUUUUUUUAAUAUCAAGAUCAGUUAUAACAAUUAUUUAUACUUCACAUAUAUUAAUUUUAUAUAAUUGUAUAAAGUUACUUGUUCAAAGUAAAAUACAUGUAUACUCAUAGUGAAUAAUCUUUGUGUUAAUGUGUAAAAGUAAAGUAUUAAGAAAUUAAGAAUAUAAGAUGCCACAUACUUUGACCUACCCAAUGUAUGCUGGUGUUGAAUCAUCUUCUCAAAGAACUCGGUCUUAUACUUGGAAUUCUCAACAUCGUUCUGCAUCUCGAAUAUUGCAAGCUAACAGAAGGCCAGGACGCUUCUCAUUGACAGAGCCUAUAAGAGAUGAAGCUACCCACAAGCUGAGGCUAAAAGUGAUCGCUGGUCACCAAUUAGCAAAGAAAGACAUCUUUGGUGCAAGCGAUCCUUAUGUGCGUGUUGAUUUAAAUACUAUAAAUGGAGACCAGAUAAUAGAUUCUGCACUUACAAAAACGAAGAAAAAGACAUUGAAUCCUGUCUGGGAAGAAGAAUUUAUAUUUAGAGUCAAACCCGUUGAGCAUAAAUUGGUGCUACAAGUUUUUGAUGAAAAUCGAUUGACUCGGGAUGAUUUUCUUGGUAUGGUAGAAUUAACAUUGAUUAAUCUACCUAAAGAACAAGAAGGUCGUAUAAUUCCUGUUAGACGUUAUUUACUUCGACCACGUAGUAAUCAUUCCAGUCAGCGUUCAAGAGUGAAGGGCACCUUGGAAGUAUAUCAUGCAUAUAUUUCUGACUCAUCAAUCGUGGACAAUGAUAAUGGAGAUACUGCAUCUGACUCAGGAGGCUGGGAAAUGGUACAACCAACAAAUAAUAGCCCUGAGGAACAGGCUGCAGAUGUCAUGUUUAUUAGACAUUUACCACCAGGGUGGGAAGAAAGACAAGAUGCAAAUGGGCGAACGUAUUAUGUCAAUCAUAUAGCAAGAUUUACACAAUGGGAACAUCCAGCAGAAUCCACUACAUCACCUAGUGGAAAUAUGACAGUUGAACGAAAUUUCAAUACUGCAGUAACUGAAUUUCAACGCCGUUUUCAUAUUAGCGCAGAUGAAGAAAAUAGACAUAGAAGUUCAAUUAAUCAGGAUGGUGAAGUUCUCCGCGAGGAAGGUGAAGAUUCGGAUGCGAGAGAUAAUGAGAUUGAGAAUCAUAGGGGAGGGGGUAGUGGGAAUACUUCUUCAGACUCUGGACAUUCUGUCGAUCAACGUGGCUACGUUAGUGAAUAUGAAGACCAGUUGCAGAGUGAUGAUAGUGUGGAUAGUCCAGCUGGGUCUAGGCGAUCAUCUGAACAAAUUGAAAGUCCUAAACCAGUGGUUCCUGCACCAAGCGAUGAAGGAUUACCACCUGGCUGGGGUAUGCAAAUAGCUCCAAAUGGUAGAGUAUUUUUCAUUGAUCAUACUGCAAGGACAACGACAUGGAUCGAUCCUCGAACAGGACGACCAAGUUCAAUACCUAAUCACGUUGCCCCUUCUACUACACCAAGAAGUGAUUUAGAUCAACUUGGUCCGCUUCCAGAAGGUUGGGAAGAAAGAGUUCAUACAGAUGGCCGAAUAUUUUUCAUUGAUCAUAAUACAAGAACAACACAAUGGGAAGACCCUCGUAUGUCUAAUCCUCAAAUUGCUGGACCGGCUGUACCAUAUUCGCGAGAUUAUAAACGUAAAUAUGAAUAUCUUAAAUCUCAAUUAAGGAAGCCUAGCAAUGUUCCUAAUAAAUUUGAAAUAAAAGUUGGUCGAAAUAACAUUUUAGAAGAUUCGUAUCGCAUAAUUAGUUCUGUCAACAGAGUAGAAAUAUUAAAAACAAAAUUAUGGGUUGAAUUUGAAGGAGAAGUUGGUUUAGAUUAUGGAGGUCUUGCUCGAGAAUGGUUUUUCCUAUUGUCUAAAGAAAUGUUCAAUCCUUACUAUGGAUUAUUUGAAUAUUCUGCUACGGAUAAUUAUACUUUGCAAAUUAACCCCUUUUCAGGGGUAUGUAAUGAAGAACAUUUAAAUUAUUUCAAAUUUAUUGGUCGUAUAGCAGGUAUGGCUGUGUACCAUGGGAAAUUGUUGGAUGCGUUCUUUAUUCGUCCAUUUUAUAAAAUGAUGUUAAGUAAAUCUAUUGAUUUAAAAGAUAUGGAAAGCGUUGAUUCAGAAUAUUACAAUUCGUUAUUAUGGAUUAAAGAAAAUGAUCCUAGUGAAUUGGAGCUUACGUUUUGUGUUGAUGAAGAAAGUUUUGGUCAUACGUCUCAAAGAGAACUUAAACCAGAUGGUGCUAAUAUACCAUUAACAGAUGAAAAUAAAGAUGAAUAUAUAGCUUUAGUUAUACAGUGGCGUUUUGUAUCAAGGGUUCAAGAACAAAUGAAUGCAUUUUUAGAAGGAUUUAACGCUCUUAUACCGCCAACAUUAGUCAAAAUAUUUGAUGAACAUGAAUUAGAAUUAUUAAUGUGUGGUAUUCAACAUAUUGAUGUGAGAGAUUGGAAACAAAACACGUUAUACAAAGGAGACUAUCACGCUAAUCACAUUGUUGUUCAGUGGUUUUGGCGAGUAGUACUGUCAUUUAGCAAUGAAAUGAGAUCCAGAUUAUUACAGUUCGUAACUGGUACAUCGCGAGUACCUAUGAAUGGUUUUAAAGAACUAUAUGGUAGCAAUGGUCCACAAUUAUUUACAAUUGAAAAAUGGGGCACACCAGAAAAUUAUCCAAGAGCUCAUACCUGUUUUAAUCGCAUAGACCUUCCUCCAUAUGAAAGUUAUCAACAACUGAGAGAGAAAUUGAUAAAAGCAAUUGAAGGUUCUCAAGGUUUUGCUGGAGUGGAUUAGCACGAAAUACCCCUUUUCAUGAUGAUAUCUGUAAUAUAAUGUACAUAUAUACAUACAUAUAGAUACACAACCAUGUAUACUAUCUAAUAUGAUUAACUAUUUAACAGGAUAAUAUUUCUGCACUCUGAAGACUUAGGUGUCUUUUGACUGCUAGUUACAACAUUAAGACAAAUCAAUGAAAAGUACGUUUAGAUAUUACUUAUCUGCUAUAAAUAAUUCAAAAAAAUUUUACGCAUGAUGCACUUUAAAAAUUAUAAACUAUAUUUAAUGAACAGAAGAAAAGAAAUUGAUAGUAAUUUCGAAUGCUGUUUCAGCAAUUGUUGAAUUACAAUUUAUUAACGCGUUCACUUUCUAAAUGUAAUUACGUAUUUUGAUAGUUAUUACACUCUAAAAGGGUUCUUUGGGAAAAUUAUAUUUGCUGCUAUAAAAAAAAAACCAUUCAUUUGAUAUUAAUUGUAAAUAAUUUAAGCGAUAAUAAUCUAUAUAUUAAUUACUUAUCUGAAUUUGUUGAUUAAAUGGCUCGUUACUAAAAGAAUUAGGUAAUAUGAGUUUACAUAUUUAAAAAGUCAAAUUAUACUUAAAUAUAAAAGACGUAAAAAAAGUUCUAAAAAUUAUAUUACAUAAGAUUUAUUACGAUUUUCAAAUCUGUCGAAUUUUGGUUACAUUUAAGUUAAGCAGACAUCUCAAUUAUUUUGUAUACAAUGACGCUAUAAUUUAAGAUGAAGUAUUGAUGUGAAUUUUAAUUAACAAGUUAUUAAAACAAGUUCCCCUUAAAUGACAAUUUCGAAAUAUUGCACGAAAUUAAAUUACUUUCUUUUAAGAUGAAUAAUUUGUUUUAAAUGCAAAUUUAAUUUUGUUUUUAUAUAGAGAAAUUAAAUCUUUGGAGACUCAUGUAUUAUGCACGUAUUAUAGACAUUUUCUUAAGGCUCUUUUAUUAGAGUAACAAAGAAUAGAAAAUUUUGUUUCUUUAAAACAUAUACAUAGUUGCAAAAAUGUACAAACUGAAAAUUUUUAAAAAUCAAUUAUAUUAUUAGAAGAUGUAGCAAGAAGAAUAACAGAUAUUGUAAAAUACGUAAUCUGUUUUAUUUUUGAUCGAUUCAGAAAUCGUAAAAAAACGGUUAUUUAAUUUAAUAUAAAUGUAAUUGAAAAUAAGUUUGUUCUUUUUAAAUAGACGUAUCUGUUACAUAAUUUAUUCAUAUAAUAAAUUGAAAUUUUUCCAUAUACGACAGCGUUCUUCUUGUGUGUUCUUCUAAGAACUGAUGGAAAAUCUGCUAUAUUUAGCUCAUUGUAUAUAGCAUUAAAUAAUAUAAAAGAAAAUAGACAUUAAAUUGUUUAAACAGCGAAAUUUCUUUAUACAUUUUAACAAUAUGUGAAAAAAUGGAUAUAAUCGUUUCUUUCAUUAAACAGUAGUAUAUCUAUGAAAUUGAUCAUUCGAAGGUACCUCGAACAAAAUUGUAAAUGCCUACUUUGUAUAAUAAUAGCUAUUUCAAAAAAUUAAUAAGUAUUCUAAAAAAACAUAUUUAGCAUUUAAAGUUAACGAAACAUUCCAUCCUAUUUGUACAGCUUAUUUUAUUGUAAACAGAUACGUCCCAUUAGAUAAUAAAUGUUAUUAUUACUACAAAAAUUUUGUGGCCUUAAAUUCUGGUUACUUUCGAUUUUGUGCACGCUGCAUGUCUUUUUAUGACAAAAAUCCAGUUUCUUGUAUUUACAUAAUAAACAUAUAUCCGAAAUGGAACGAUAAAUUUCAACGUAUUGUAUUUUUUAAAAAGCCAACGUUACUUGAAAAUCGUAGUAUAUUUUCUAACGCUAAGUUACAAUUUAAUCGGGUUAAAAGCUAAGACUGUUAGUGUUGCCCAUUUUUUAAGAUAUCUACUUAACUGUUCUUUUAUUACAUUGUUGUUAUUAUUAUUAUUAUUAUUAUUAUUAUUAUUAUUAUUAUUAUUAUUAUUAUUAUUAUUAUUAUCAUUAUUAUUAUUAAUAUUAUUCUUAUCAUCCACCUUAGAAAUCGCAUAUAUUAGAGAAUAAUAGAAUAUCCAAGUUGUAUUUAUUAUUUUUAUUAAAAAAUAUCAAUUAUAUUUGUUGCAAGCUCAUAAAUACAGCUACUUAAUUUUUUUGUUUAUAAUGAUUAUCAACUUAUUCACACGUAUAUGCAUAGGUUGCAAAAAAAUGUGUGACUUCAAUUUCAAUUUACCUCUCUUUAUAUUUAUGUAAAUAUAAAGGUAUAUAUCUUGUAAUAUAUCGAUUACAAGGGCAGAUACAUUUUUACCACACUUGAGACAAGUGAAAAUGUAAACAAGAUGUUUGUAAGUUAAUUCUUGCGAUUAUUGUUAUUAUUAUCGAAAUAUGGCGAAGUUACACAUCGUAAUAAUUAAGAAUUAAUAUUACGAUCAAUAAACUUAAUAUUACAAACUAACUUAUGUUCUUAUAUAAUGCUGUGGAAAAUAAAUCUAUAUAUACAUGUAAAUUA
Frieseomelitta varia is the source of this 5417-nucleotide messenger RNA. RefSeq names its product E3 ubiquitin-protein ligase Nedd-4 (gene Nedd4). Gene Ontology annotation, biological process: ubiquitin-dependent protein catabolic process; regulation of dendrite morphogenesis. The record is from RefSeq and is a predicted model, not a curated record. The transcript has 15 exons. Gene Ontology annotation, molecular function: sodium channel inhibitor activity; protein binding; ubiquitin protein ligase activity. The coding region runs from base 323 to 2950 and encodes 875 amino acids. Lineage: Eukaryota; Metazoa; Arthropoda; Insecta; Hymenoptera; Apidae.